Brassica napus (rape) is the source of this 2260-nucleotide messenger RNA. Its product is annotated as phragmoplastin DRP1E. Gene Ontology annotation, molecular function: microtubule binding; GTP binding; GTPase activity. Lineage: Eukaryota; Viridiplantae; Streptophyta; Magnoliopsida; Brassicales; Brassicaceae. The coding region runs from base 141 to 2099 and encodes 652 amino acids. The record is from RefSeq and is a predicted model, not a curated record. The transcript is spliced from 14 exons. Gene Ontology annotation, cellular component: cytoplasm; membrane; microtubule.
UUACCCCUAACAUUCUUCUUCGUCGUCUCUAAGCUCUUGAAGUCUUGGUCCGUUGUUGAAUUUUCAAGCUUCUUUCUUCUAUUUCUGAACUGAAUUUUCCUCUUCGGAAACUUUAAAUUUGAAACGAAAGGAGAAGGAAGAUGACGACUAUGGAGAGCCUAGUUGGAUUGGUUAACAGGAUACAGAGAGCAUGCACCGUGCUCGGUGACUACGGUGGUGGAACAGGUGACAACGCAUUCAAUUCUCUCUGGGAAGCUCUUCCCACCGUCGCCGUCGUCGGUGGUCAGAGUUCUGGAAAAUCGUCGGUUCUUGAGAGCAUAGUUGGGAGAGACUUUCUUCCUCGAGGAUCCGGUAUCGUUACGAGGCGUCCUUUGGUGUUGCAGCUGCAUAAGACGGAGGAAGGAACAGAGGAGUAUGCAGAGUUCCUCCAUCUUCCCAAGAGGCAGUUCACAGACUUCGCUUUGGUUCGGAAGGAGAUUCAAGAUGAGACUGAUAGAAUCACAGGGAAGAGCAAACAGAUUUCUCCAGUUCCUAUUCACCUCAGUAUCUUCUCUCCUAAUGUUGUGAAUCUGACACUCGUUGAUCUACCCGGUUUAACUAAAGUGGCUGUUGGUAUGAACUUCUUUACCUCUUUUUAUUUAAUGGAUUUUAUGAAGGUUAUUUAUACUAUCUUUUAUUUUCCAGAGGGACAACCAGAAACCAUUGUGGAGGAUAUUGAAUCUAUGGUUCGGACAUACGUUGAUAAGCCAAAUUGUAUCAUAUUAGCUAUAUCUCCUGCUAACCAGGACAUAGCUACUUCUGAUGCAAUCAAACUUGCAAAAGAAGUUGAUCCAACAGGGGAGAGAACAUUUGGUGUUCUUACCAAGUUAGACCUUAUGGACAAAGGAACUAAUGCAUUAGAUGUACUUGAGGGAAGAUCAUACAGGCUGCAACAUCCUUGGGUUGGGAUAGUGAACCGUUCACAAGCAGACAUUAAUAGAAACGCUGACAUGAUGCUUGCAAGAAGAAAAGAGCGUGAUUAUUUUGACACCAGUCCUGACUAUGGUCACUUAGCCAGCAAAAUGGGUUCUGAAUAUCUAGCAAAGCUGCUCUCUAAGCACUUGGAGUCUGUUAUCAGGUCACGUAUACCAAGUAUCUUAACCUUAAUAAACAAAAGCAUCGACGAACUUGAAAGAGAGUUAGACAAAAUGGGUAGGCCUGUUGCUGUUGAUGCUGGGGCUCAACUCUACACUAUACUGGAGAUGUGCCGUGCAUUCGAUAAAGUAUUCAAGGAACAUCUUGAUGGAGGGCGUCCUGGAGGUGACCGUAUCUAUGGAGUCUUUGACAACCAACUACCAGCUGCUCUUAAGAAGCUUCCUUUCGAUCGCCAUCUUUCUCUACAAAGUGUGAAGAGAAUAGUCUCUGAAGCAGAUGGUUAUCAGCCUCACUUGAUUGCGCCAGAACAGGGCUAUCGCCGUCUUAUUGAAGGGGCGCUUGGUUACUUUAGAGGUCCAGCUGAAGCUUCUGUUGAUGCUGUACACUUUGUCUUGAAAGAGCUUGUGAGGAAGUCAAUUGCAGAAACUCAGGAGCUAAAGCGUUUCCCUUCACUGCAAGUGGAGCUAGCUGCAGCAGCCAACUCCUCCUUGGAGAAGUUCAGGGAAGAAAGCAAGAAGUCAGUUAUUCGACUUGUUGAGAUGGAGUCUGCGUAUCUAACAGCCGAGUUCUUCCGGAAACUUCCUCAAGAGAUGGAAAGACCAGCGAUCACCAACAGCAAGAACCAAACCGCUGCUUCUCCUUCUCCCGCAACACAAGACCAGUACGGAGAGGGACAUUUCAGAAGGAUAGCAUCGAAUGUAUCCGCUUAUGUCAGCAUGGUUUCGGACACACUUCGCAACACCAUUCCAAAGGCUUGUGUUUACUGCCAGGUUAGACAAGCCAAGCUCGCGUUGCUUAAUUACUUCUACAGUCAGAUCAGCAAGAGAGAGUCACAGGGGAAACAGUUGGGAGAGUUACUAGAUGAAGAUCCGGCAUUGAUGGGUAGGAGACUAGAGUGUGCGCAGAGGCUUGAGUUAUAUAAGAAAGCGAGAGAUGAGAUUGAUGCAGUUGCUUGGGUUCGAUGAAUAAAUCCCAAAGUGUGUGUCUCUGGUGGUGGUUUUUGUGAUUAGAAACCUAUGACUUCGUGUGUUGGUUGGACCUUUAAUAUGUUCGUUGGCUGUGUAUUAUUCAUCAAUUAGACCAUGUUGGGACGAUGUUUGUAAUAAAAAAAAAAAAUUCAUUCCUA